UGCCUUUUCUGCCCUCUGCUGCUUUUCUCCAUCUAUACACACAAAAAAUCUGUACCUAUACAAUACCCUUUUUUCACCGGCGCCGGGGGACUGAGAUCAUUAGCCGGACUAGAAGAGUUAGCAACUCAUUUCAAACAAAAUGGACGAAGACAUGGAGGAGAGUGAAGUCUACACCUUCACGGCGGUCGAAAUCGACCUUGAUUACGAGUUCGACGCCGUUCGCUACUUCGACUUUAGCCGAGAGGAGUCGUUAGCUGAGGCUCAUGAAGCCGAGCUCUGGUUUGAAACCGCCACUACUUAUCCGCCUUCUCCUUUUGUGGCAAGGUUGUUUAAUGUGAAUGAUGGCUUGAUGGAAAAUGUAAAUACAUCCCCAAAACCUAAGCACGUGGAGGAAGCAAAUAUGUUAGAGAGUGAUUCCGAUAAUGAGGUGGAUGAAGAGACUUCAGCUGUGGACAAAGAUGGUGGACAAAAAGAGUUCAACAGUAGAGAGACUUCUGCAAUUUUGCAGAAUAGCAACCAACAAAGGUUUCAGAACCACCAACAAUUGGCUUCAGGGUUAACAUUCUAUAAUCACAUGAAGAAAGAUAGUUUAAAAGCUAAAACAAAGUCCAGUGUGAAGCCAUAUCUAUCAAGGACUUCAACCCUAAUGAAACCAACAGCAAGUCAAUUGGCCAAGCAGAAUGAACCUCGUCAAAUGUGUUCUUCCAGGUUUCAGAGGCAGUUGGUUGAUAAAAAUGAGAAAAGCACAAAUAAUUCUUUUGGUGUUGAAAUUCAGGCUGCCAAGAGACAAAAACUUGAGGGAGGUCACUUGAGCAAGGUUAUUGACACAAAGCAUCAAGUGAACUUUGUCCACAAGGAGCCUAAAAGGGAUGGGAUUGUUGUUGGCAACACCGUGCAGACCAAGUUGAGGAUUACUAUUCCUCGAGAACCUGAUCUUGAAACAACUUACAGGGCUCACAGAACGAGACCUAAAACUGUUGAAGAACCUCGAAGUUUGACAUCAACUGUUCAUAGGUUCAAAGCUCUCCCAUUGAAUAGAAAGAUACUUGAGGCUCCUUCUUUGUUGGCUCCGAAAAGAAGCACCCCUAGAGUGCCAGAGUUUCGUGAAUUUCACUUGAAGACUUCAGAGAGAGCUAUGCAGCACACUGCAAUUGCUUCAGUGUCUGCUGCAUCUUUCAGUAAUUCCAACAAGGAGGUGGAGAGCAGGAAUUCAGCCUCACAACAAUGUAGAGAUGAAUCCAGAAGAUGUAAUGUUGUAGAUACAUCAAAAGAGAGGUCCGAGUUAUCUCACAAUUUCAAAGCUCUCCCUCUUAAUAGGAAGAUACUUUCAAGUAAAGGAGACAUUGGAGUUUUUAGAAAUAGCAAGAGAGAGAUCACAGUUCCAAUGGAAUUUAAUUUCCAUACAGAAAAGAGGGUUCAGCAUAAUCCACCAAUUGAACUUUUUAACAAGCUCUCUCUUACGUCUGAACCCAAAUCAAAGAUAAAGCUGCCACAUCCUGCCAGCCUACCUGCAAAGGGUUCAAAAGAAAACAGAUGGGAUUCUUUUCAGGAAGAACAACAGGUAAAACAUGACAUGAAAGAAAAACUACCCUUGAAUGGAGGAAAGCAGUUCGGCAGCAACGUGAAGAAAGCUGAUGAUGGUUUAAUCUCUGGCACCAAUAGGAGUUUGGGAGUUCGCUGAGAAUAAAGGCCAGAGGUCAUAGCUGCAUCAUUGAUGGGCAGCUAUUCACCUAAGCUUUCAUUCUGAUCGAAGUUGGCAAAACCAUACAGGAUAUAUGGCAAGUACAUUCAUUGUCAAAAAAUUGAAGAUCGUUAGGCAAAUACAUCCACAGUGAAAAUAUCGAAGCUUGUUCAGCACAGAGGCCAACUUUGAGGAACCUUGUUUUGGUUCUGCAAAUCAUUUUUUUGCAAGUCAUGCCUGAAGGCAAUGAUACUACAAGUUAAUCAUCUCAAUAUGCUGAAUGUUGUUGGACAGUGUACAGAAACCUCAUUCCAUCUUCUUCAGGUUAUACACCAUCGAAAGUUUACUGUAUCAGAGCUUAUAGCUAGACAGAGAAACGGCUCAAGAUAUUAUAUUAAAUUAUUAAUAUCUGAGCUGCUGCUUGUAAUCGACCUUAAGCUAGAUGGUUAGUUGAUAAAGUGGUAGUUUUUCUAUUUGAGAAGAAUAAUUAGUUGGUCUAACUGUUUCCAGUAGUAAAAAUGCUAGAACUUUGCUUCCAUUGAAUGCACCAGAUCUUCAUCCCUUCCCAAAAUUUCAGCAUAUCUCUGAGCAUGGUGCUAUUUAACCAAAUAUUUUGCUUAAUAUAAUCGUAUAAGAUGGAAACUCAUCUACUUCUCCUCAAAAUUGGUAUAUGGAGUUGCUGCUUUUCUACGGCUGCAUGAAAUCUGUAUGCUAGUAGCAGAAUUGUUUAUUUCUAGAACUCUCUUACUGGUCAUGAGCACGUUGAUAAUUGCUGCAGCAUUCAAAUCUGUUCAUUUCUACAAACACAUGCCGUGAGUUGUAAAGGUACUGAAAGUUUUUCUGCACCAUUUUCUGCGACCGAAUGGCCUACUUACUGUAUUUAAGAAACUGACUUAUUGGACCAUC
Messenger RNA from Coffea arabica (coffee), 2587 nucleotides. RefSeq lists its product as uncharacterized. Gene Ontology annotation, cellular component: spindle; nuclear microtubule. Lineage: Eukaryota; Viridiplantae; Streptophyta; Magnoliopsida; Gentianales; Rubiaceae. The record is from RefSeq and is a predicted model, not a curated record. Gene Ontology annotation, molecular function: protein kinase activator activity; microtubule binding. Gene Ontology annotation, biological process: mitotic spindle assembly; activation of protein kinase activity; regulation of mitotic spindle organization.